AUGCGUUUCUUCCUUGCUAUCUCAACUCUUCUGGCCGUUGCCACUGCAGCGCCAGCCUCGACUGCGCAGAACAUUCAAGACGUCCAGAGCAACGCCGCUGCUUUUAUGGAAGCCAAGAAGGCCUCAGGAUGUGAUUGGCUUGCUUGCGUCUCCUCUCUUGCUGGAGAGAGCGCUGCGUGUGCUGCAGCUGCAGCAGAGCUUGGUGCUAAUCCCAUCGCGGAUGCGGCUUGUAUCGCUUCUGUCGGUACCUCUACUGCUUCCUGCAGGAAGUGUGGCUAA
Molecule: messenger RNA, 279 nt
Organism: Aspergillus pseudonomiae
Lineage: Eukaryota; Fungi; Ascomycota; Eurotiomycetes; Eurotiales; Aspergillaceae
Product: fungal calcium binding protein-domain-containing protein
Exons: 4
Coding region: 1-279 (92 amino acids)
Source: RefSeq, a predicted model, not a curated record